Australozyma saopauloensis is the source of this 903-nucleotide messenger RNA. RefSeq names its product GTP cyclohydrolase I. The transcript has a single exon. The record is from RefSeq and is a predicted model, not a curated record. Gene Ontology annotation, cellular component: cytoplasm. The coding region runs from base 1 to 903 and encodes 300 amino acids. Gene Ontology annotation, molecular function: zinc ion binding; GTP cyclohydrolase I activity; GTP binding. Gene Ontology annotation, biological process: tetrahydrofolate biosynthetic process; tetrahydrobiopterin biosynthetic process. NCBI's taxonomy places the organism in Eukaryota, Fungi, Ascomycota, Pichiomycetes, Serinales, Metschnikowiaceae.
AUGGUGGCUGCACAUCUGAACGGCGAAAAAAGACCCGUCCGCGAGUUGGACCAAACCACCACGGACCCGGACAUUGUAGACAGUAGUGCCGGCGCCAAAAAACAGAAAACAGACGAAGCCAAUGAUCCAAUCGAAGAGCCCGAAGAGCCCAUUUCGGCUGACUCAGCACAUGUCAAGGAAUCCCUUUCCACCGUCCGCGACGACUUUGUGCGUGACCUCACGCCCUUGCAAACCAGACCCGUCAAGGUGUGUACAUUGAACCCGCCGGUCGAUACCGAUGGGUUGUCGUGGCCAUCGAAGGGUGCGCGGGCCCGGAUCGAGCAGACGCCCGAGGAGGCCAAGGCGCGGGAGUUGCGCAUUGCGGGCGCGGUCAAGACGAUUCUCACGGAGUUGGGCGAGGACGUGGAGCGCGAGGGGUUGCUAGAAACCCCCGAACGGUAUGCGCGCGCGAUGCUCUACUUCACCAAGGGAUACGAGGAUAACAUGCGCGAUGUGAUCAAGCGCGCCGUGUUCGAGGAGAACCACGACGAGAUGGUCAUCGUGCGGGAUAUCGAGAUCUACUCGUUGUGCGAGCAUCACUUGGUGCCGUUCUUUGGCAAGGCCCACAUUGCGUACAUUCCCAAUAAGAGAGUCGUGGGUCUCUCGAAACUCGCCCGGCUCGCAGAAAUGUACUCGCGCCGGCUCCAGGUACAAGAGCGCUUGACGAAACAGAUCGCCAUGGCGCUUCUGGAGAUCUUGAAGCCGCGCGGCGUGGCCGUGGUCAUCGAGGCCACCCACAUGUGUAUGGUCAGCAGAGGCGUGCAGAAGACGGGCUCGCUGACCAUCACCAGUUGUAUGUUGGGCUGUUUCCGUGGGCAACAGAAGACUCGCGAGGAGUUUCUUACUUUGCUUGGCCGGAAGUAG